GAGGAGGGAAGUAAUCAGUCCUGCAGAGACGACGCCGACACACGAGGGGUGUCACAACCUGAGGCCAUCAAACACAUUUUGUUUGGACCAUGAGGAACAUGUACAUCCAAGUGACUAUGUGUAUCAGAGCACAGGGCACCCGUGGGUCCAGAAAUCUGCUUUGUGGUGUUGUACCACAACGAGCUCUUUGUAUGACUGCAGCAGGGACGGCGGUGGAUGGAAAAAUAGGAGCUGAGCGUACAGGGGUUAGAAAGAGGGGUGUGGAUGGACGGGUGAGGAGGUUUGAUGAGAUCCCUCACACAGGGAGGAAUGGCUGGGUCAACUUGGUGAAGUUCUGGAGAGAAGAUCGUUUUCGGCAGCUCCACAAACACAUGGAGAGGACCUUCAACACCCUCGGCCCCAUCUACAGGGAGCAUUUGGGCACCCAAAGCAGUGUGAACAUCAUGUUGCCGUGUGACAUCAGUGAGCUGUUUCGUUCAGAGGGCCUGCACCCCCGACGGAUGACCCUGCAGCCUUGGGCAACACACAGAGAGACACGUCAGCACAGCAAGGGGGUCUUCCUCAAGAACGGUGAUGAAUGGCGUGCUGACCGUCUACUUCUUAACAAGGAGGUGAUGAUGAGUUCGGCCGUAAAGCGCUUUCUCCCCCUGCUUGAUGACGUGGCGAGGGAUUUCUGUCGUAUGCUGCGGGUGAGAGUGGAGAGGGAGGGAAGAGGCGAGGAAGGGAAACGCACUCUGACCAUGGAUCCCAGCCCUGACCUCUUUCGCUUUGCACUGGAAGCCAGCUGCCAUGUGAUCUAUGGGGAGCGCAUUGGCCUUUUCUCCUCAUCUCCCUCUCUGGAGUCCCAGAAGUUCAUUUGGGCUGUGGAGCGAAUGUUGGCAACCACCCCUCCUCUCCUCUACCUGCCCCCUCGCCUGCUGCUCCGCAUCGGCGCUCCCCUGUGGACCCAGCACGCCAGUGCAUGGGACCACAUCUUCAGCCAUGCGGAGGCAAGGAUCCAGAGGGGGUACCAGCGACUGUCAUCCUCCCAGGGUCGAAAGUCUCAGGUUGGAGCAGCUGGAGACCACUACACCGGUGUCCUGAGCCAACUCAUGGAGAAAGGGCAGCUAUCUUUGGACCUCAUCAAAGCCAACAUCACUGAACUGAUGGCUGGAGGGGUCGACACGACAGCAGUGCCCCUGCAGUUUGCUCUGUUUGAGCUCGGUCGUAACCCUGAGUUGCAGGAGAGGGUGAGGCAGCAGGUGAGAGCAUCAUGGGCUCAGGCUGGCGGAGACCCUCAGAAAGCCCUACAGGGGGCGCCACUACUGAAAGGCACAAUCAAGGAGAUUCUCAGGUUAUAUCCGGUGGGGACCACAGUGCAGCGGUAUCCCAUCAAAGAUAUUGUUCUUCAGAAUUACCACAUACCUGCUGGGACGAUGGUCCAGGCCUGUCUUUACCCUAUGGGAAGGAGUGCAGAGGUGUUCGAGGAGCCACAGCGCUUUGACCCUGGCCGAUGGGGCAAAGAAGAAAGCCAAAAAGGAGAGGGGACAGGGUUUCGUUACCUGGCGUUUGGGUUCGGGGCGAGGCAGUGUGUCGGGAGGAGGAUCGCUGAGAACGAGAUGCAGCUCUUGCUCAUGCACAUCCUGCUGAGCUUCUGUCUCAGCGUGUCAUCCUCAGAGGACAUCAAAACCACGUUAACCCUCAUCCUCCAGCCUGAGACUCCACCGAGGAUCACUUUCAGGAAGCUCUGACACACACACAGCAGAGGGUCGUGCAACAUUUGACAUAUUUAAUCACACAAUUCACAGCCUUUUAUUUUAUGCAUCCUCAGACACUUUGUAUUUAGGCCAAGACUCCAUAAAGCUGAUGAAUAAAGUCUCAUUUCCUCCACCUGUUGUCUUCAUU
Messenger RNA from Larimichthys crocea (large yellow croaker), 1884 nucleotides. It is a transcript of the gene cyp11c1, whose product is annotated as cytochrome P450, family 11, subfamily C, polypeptide 1. Gene Ontology annotation, molecular function: oxidoreductase activity, acting on paired donors, with incorporation or reduction of molecular oxygen; iron ion binding; monooxygenase activity. Bases 90 to 1730 code for a protein of 546 amino acids. The transcript has 9 exons. Gene Ontology annotation, biological process: glucocorticoid biosynthetic process; C21-steroid hormone biosynthetic process; cellular response to peptide hormone stimulus. Gene Ontology annotation, cellular component: mitochondrial inner membrane. Lineage: Eukaryota; Metazoa; Chordata; Actinopteri; Sciaenidae. The record is from RefSeq and is a predicted model, not a curated record.